This is a messenger RNA of Zasmidium cellare ATCC 36951, 1047 nucleotides long. RefSeq lists its product as uncharacterized. The transcript is spliced from 3 exons. The record is from RefSeq and is a predicted model, not a curated record. The coding region runs from base 1 to 1047 and encodes 348 amino acids. Gene Ontology annotation, biological process: peptidyl-histidine methylation, to form tele-methylhistidine. NCBI's taxonomy places the organism in Eukaryota, Fungi, Ascomycota, Dothideomycetes, Mycosphaerellales, Mycosphaerellaceae. Gene Ontology annotation, molecular function: protein-L-histidine N-tele-methyltransferase activity.
AUGGCUUUUCAAUUUGGCUUCGCGAAUGAUGCGAAUAGCGAUGACGAAGAUCCAGCCCCAGCGAGUGGCAUUCAAGCAUCGAAUGGCGCGGCCGGUGGGGCGAAUACGAGGGUAAAGCAGCACAAGCUGGAGUACCUGCUAGCAACCUUACCUGAACGGAUCAGUUACAGCACGGUCAAGGUCGAAUCGCCACUCGGUCGAGUGGUUCACAUACCUCGACGAGAGCUAUUCGAUGUGCGGGUACAGCUUUUACAGGAAGACACCACGAACGAUCAGGUUAUCGAUCAAAUAGACAAGUCCGAUAUCAAAGCUGGAGUCUAUGAGGGUGGUUUCAAGACUUGGGAAUGCUCGAUUGAUCUUGCAAGCUUGUUGCUUGAUCGAGGUCCACGGAAAGACAUCGAUGAGCUUGUGAGGUGUGAUUCAAUCAUUGAGCUGGGAGCUGGAAGUGCUAUACCCUCACUAAUUCUCUUUCGACAUGCCAUUGAGAACGCAGUGUGCGGACUGACCUUCACGCUUGCAGACUACAACGAGGAAGUGCUUCGACUUGUCACGUUGCCCAACAUCCUUUUGACAUGGAUGGCGACCACAGAAUAUCACGAUGUGCACGCGGAACGGCCACGAACAGAUGCCGAGAGCUCUGGUGAAGUCGAGAUUACACCUGGCGUGAUUGAGCGCUUCCUUGCAGAAAUCAAGUGCAAGACCAUGACUCUCAAUUUCUUGUCCGGUCCUUGGUCACCACGAUUAGCGGAUUUCAUUCCUUCCUCAGCUCCGGACAUGGGCUCUGUCAUCUUGGCCGCCGAGACUAUCUACAGCCCAGCAUCAACCAUGGCGUUCGUGGAGCUUCUCGCGAUUCUGCUGAAGCGGGUGAAAAUGGCAAAGGCCAUGAUUGGGGCCAAGCGAAUAUACUUCGGCGUAGGCGGGUCAGUAGAUGGGUUGAAGGAGGCGUGCCGAGAAAAGGGCGCCGUGGCUUAUGAAAUCGAGAAUCAUAGUGUGCCUGGGAUGGACAAGGGCGUCGGUAGAGCGUUGAUAGAGGUGCAGUUGUACUGA